AUGCGCCAAUUCCUUCAUCUGCUCGAAGAACUGUCUAUACCAUUGUUAGUAUUCUCUGCUGGCAUUACCGAUAUAAUCGAGGAAGCUAUACGACAAUUAUUAGGGGCACAUUCCCGGCAACCUAACGAUAGCAGCAAACAAAAAUGUUUUUUGAUGAGGCGAACUAAUGUGGUAGUAAUAGGUGAUAGUGAAUCAGAUGCUUCUAUGGUGGACGGGUGGCAAGAGAAGAAAAUCCUAAAAAUCGGUGUCUUGGAAGAAGAGAUGCCGUUGCUGAAAGCUUUCGAUAUAGUCAUAACAAGUAGUGACUGCAAUCGAUUGAAUGAUCUCAUCAGAUAUCUCACAUCGCCGCAACAGCUUUAA
Messenger RNA from Cooperia oncophora, 360 nucleotides. NCBI's taxonomy places the organism in Eukaryota, Metazoa, Nematoda, Chromadorea, Rhabditida, Trichostrongylidae. The record is from the annotation of a GenBank genome assembly.